Scaptodrosophila lebanonensis is the source of this 696-nucleotide messenger RNA. RefSeq names its product pupal cuticle protein C1B. The transcript has a single exon. NCBI's taxonomy places the organism in Eukaryota, Metazoa, Arthropoda, Insecta, Diptera, Drosophilidae. The record is from RefSeq and is a predicted model, not a curated record. Bases 1 to 696 code for a protein of 231 amino acids.
AUGGCCCAGAAAUUCAUUGCAAUUGCUACAGUUUUCGCAGUCGUGGUUGGCUCAACGCAGGCCGGACUUAUUGAGUACGCCCAACCCCGUGAACACUACACCCAGGAACACCAGGCCGUUGCGCAUACGCAACAGAAUGUGCUGCGCAAUUUUGAUGGCACCGUUUCACACUAUUCCAAGUCCUUGGAUACCCCCUACUCCAGUGUGCACAAGACGGACACACGCAUUAGCAACAAUGUCUACACACCGGCUGUGGCCAAGACGCUGACGUAUGCCGCUCCUGCUCCAUCUCCCACAGUCUAUACUCCACAUGCGUCUACGCCUGACGCAUAUGUACACCAUCAGCCCGCGGGUGUCACCUACGCUGCUCCAUCUGUGACCAAAGUCGGGACUUAUGCUUCACCAGCACCCACUGUUGGCUAUGUUGCUCCUGCCGUGGCCAAGACCCUCUCCUAUGAAGCACCAGCGCCCACUCCAGCCUUCUCCUAUGCUUCUCCUGGCGUUACCAAAACAAUUUCCUAUGAGUCUCCUCUCGCCAACAGCCACUACAAUUACGCUCCAACCGCUACAACAACCAAUGCACACAAUCUACAUGGCCUGCCCAGCUACGGCAGCGUACAGACCAUUCACUACUCGCCCGCGGAGGCUGUCUCCCACAUGAGCUUCGAUGGCUUUGGCACACACUGGGGCUUCUAA